Aspergillus viridinutans is the source of this 5406-nucleotide messenger RNA. RefSeq names its product snoRNA-binding rRNA-processing protein UTP10 (gene utp10). Bases 1 to 5406 code for a protein of 1801 amino acids. Gene Ontology annotation, cellular component: 90S preribosome; small-subunit processome; t-UTP complex. The record is from RefSeq and is a predicted model, not a curated record. Gene Ontology annotation, molecular function: snoRNA binding. NCBI's taxonomy places the organism in Eukaryota, Fungi, Ascomycota, Eurotiomycetes, Eurotiales, Aspergillaceae. Gene Ontology annotation, biological process: positive regulation of transcription by RNA polymerase I; maturation of SSU-rRNA from tricistronic rRNA transcript (SSU-rRNA, 5.8S rRNA, LSU-rRNA). The transcript has 5 exons.
AUGGCUUCGUCCCUCGCCGCGCAGCUGUCGCAGAUUGCGGCAAAGUCGACAAACCAGCUCGAUCUCAAGGCUCAGAGAAUAGCGCAUUCGCAGUCUCUGAUUUUUGACAGGAAGGUUGCUAGCACUCAGGAUUUCGACACGGUCUACCAAAUAUGCUACGAGGGUUUCCAGGAGUUAUGCCAGCUGGAUUCACGAUUCACAGCAUUCGAGCGCACAAUUUUCAGCGAGCAGAGCAAGGCCGAAGAUCGCACACAGCUGACUGCGGCUCAGAAUAAGGAACUCGACGUGGCCUUGGAGUCUUUUCUUGCUCUGGUUGGAGGUCGGUUACUGUUGAAUCCUGCUGUUAAGGCCGUCGAGUGGCUUGUCAGGCGUUUCAGAAUUCACGAAUAUAACACGUCAUUUACGAUUCUCACAUUCCUACCGUACUAUACCACCCCGUUAUUCUUGAAUCUCCUAACCAUCCUUCCCGAAGACUUGACGCCGACCUUCAAAGUCCUGAUUCCCUACAAAAAAGGCUCCAUCAAUCCACCUCGCCAUCCACUCGUGCACAGCGCUACCACGAAUAAGGCCUUCUUGGCGGCAUUGAAUAGCUAUGUCCUCCAGGUGAGCCGGCAGCAGGCGCAUCAUCAUGCGCUUCUGGCAUUCUGGGCCGGCGUCUACACCGAGGCCGUUGCGGGCAUGCUGGAUGCAUCGCGCUCCGGACGCCGAGAAGUCGAGAAACAGAAGCACGAAGAUAUCGUCAUACGUGUUCUCCCAAUUCUCAACGAUGGUUUCGCCUUGAAGAACGUCUCGGAACUGGUCAUUGGCUGCUACAUGGUUUCCGUGGUGCUUGCACAAAAGGCGUCUCUUCAGGACAAGGUUCUUGACGGUUUGAUGGAGGCCGUUGCCGGAUCGUGGACGGAAGAGACAGUCGAAUCGGGCCUGGUGUGCCUGGCCGUUCUGGCACAGCAAAAGCCCGAAACAAAAUUACCGAGACGUGCUCUGAAGGCAAUCUUGCGAUUGGACGAUAUUAUCAAGCGGUUGACCGAGAUAGCGGCACAGUACAAGACCUCUCACCUUCUUCUUGGGGUUAUUGCCGGCUGCCUUGACGAUCUUCCGAAACAAAAGGACACAGCACGCCUCGAUCUCUUGUCCCAUAUUUUCCAGAACCAGCUCUUGGGUGAGCCGGAAAUGAGCAAGGCCAUGGCCUUGGUCCUGGAAGCCACGAGCAGUGUCCACAAGGAUGGUGUCAUGUCUUUGGAUGCUCAGGCACGCCUUGCAGAUCUAGUUCAAGUGUUCAGCCAGUCCGAGUCCCUGCGGCCUAUUUUCCAGAAGACGAUUGCGGAGUCAUCUUUCGACAUUGCUACGCUGGAACACAAUCUGCAGACAGUGAUUGAUACCGCGCCCGCGCCUCGUGCUGUGCAAGAUGUCGAGAUGGAGGACGCUGAGAAGGAAGAAGAGCAAGACAGCUUCUCGUCGGCCGUGGAAUCUUUGAGUGGGGAGAAGUCAUUCAAGGGCUCUUUCCUCAGCGCACAAUCCAUCCCCUUGUUCGAGAGACUUGUCCAAGCCUUUGCACUGACAGUUGGCUCGAACGAGAAAUGUCGGACCUUCUCUGAUCUGGCGGCGCUUGGGAAGAGCGAGGCUACAAAGACCCCUCAAUAUCUUUCAUUCUUCAUCAGAGUCUUCUCUGGUCCGUAUCCCAUGGGCACACGGGUCACGGCUUUAAAUAUGAUCACCUCUUUCCUCACGUCCACCGAGAACCCGAAUCUAGACUUCCAGGCGCUGUUGCCAUUCUUGCUAGUUGCUCUCACAGAUCUGUCGGAGCGUGUUCGCCGUGAGGCCGCUACAGCUCUUGCUGCUGUCGGUAGUCUCUACAAGAAGAAUAAGAAGGGAGAGGAUGUUUGGGCUCGCGACAACCUCUAUGGUCAAGAAGUACGACCGGAGGACAUUCAAUGGCUCCCCACUCGUGACGCGCAGAAGGUUUUUGAACGUGCAGUGCUUCCUAGUUUGGAGGAAUGCAUCUUCGAUGCAGCUCACAUUGGCAAGGUGUUGGAGAACACUCUUCGGGGAGUCUCGGUCGAUGCGAAUGCGUCUGAGCUCAAGAAGCCUCUCCGACUGGCAUUUUUCACCUUCCUGUGCUCCCAUGCCAUCCAGCUUCCGUUGUUCACGCCUAAACUUGGCUUGCUCAACAUCCUCAACCGCAUCGACAAGGCUGGUGGAACCACUCGUACGAAGGAGCUUGAGCCUUUACUGAAGACUUGGCGUGGAUUGAGUGAGCGCGAAGUCCAGGAUAUCUGCGAGAAAGAGCGGCUUCCUGUUUCUGACGUGGAGCGUCAGAUGGUAACGAUUGUCACACCGAAGGAGAAGGACGCCAUUAUGAUUCUUUUGUCAAAUGUGAGCCCUCACUCGGAGUCUCUGCGGCCUUCUUUCAUUGCAGCCGUCUUUGGCCGCAUAAAGGACAUCUGGGCUCGAGUGGCGGAGGAUCGUCAGGCCGUGGCUGCGGAGCAGCUGUUUGAUAUCUCGCUUGGCCUUUCCAACUUGCCUCUUGUGAAUAAUUGCAGAGAUCUUCUCCGCAGCGUUCAGCUCCCAGGCUCUGUACUCGCCCAAUUUUUGGAAAGAAUACCUGUCUCUCUUACUGACAUGGAAGCUCUUGGGCCUGCGCCAAAGAGAAGACGCACUAGUCAGAACAACAUGAUUGCGAUGACUGUGAAGGAUGAGGCGGAGUUUGGCAAGGUCAUGGAGAAGAUGACUUUCAUUUUGGAACUUGUUGACAGCUCAUCACCCGAGACUCACCCCGAGCUCGCCGACGGUCUCUUCCAAGCUCUGGCUGCUCUCCAUCACUUCAAGUCCCAGAUUCAGUCUGGAAUGAGCUAUUUGCUCAGCUUGACUCUGGGUAGUCUGCUGGCCAUUGUCAAUCGAUCCAAGGAGAGCGCAAAGGCGCAGUUCGACACCUCGGUCAUUCGCGCUGACUUGGUCGUGGACUGCGUGCGGACCACAGAGAGCCCUCAAGUGCAGAAUGCGGCUUUGCUUCUCGUAGCUGGGCUUUCCGUCAUCGCCCCUGAGUUGGUUCUUCACAGCGUGAUGCCCAUUUUCACCUUCAUGGGCUCCAGCGUUCUCAGGAAAGAUGAUGAGUACUCGGUUUCUGUCAUUGACCAGACCAUCGACCAAGUUGUGCCCGCUCUUAUUCAGUCCUUGCGUGAUCAGAAGCGUGACGUGGUGUCUGGAACAUCCGAGCUGCUGCUAAGCUUUACAGCUGCGUUUGAGCACAUCCCUUCGCACCGUCGUCUGCGCCUCUUCCAUGCUCUGAUUACGAAGCUAGGAACGCAGGACUUCUUGUUUGCUGUUUUGGCAAUGCUCGCCAAUAGAUAUGCUAUGGACAAAGAUGUUCUAGUCCUGAUGACAGGCCUCGUUUCUGACGCCAGUGCUCCUGUUGAGCUUACCACAUAUAGCAAAUUCCUCGGAUUGGUCAGCGACUCGCUCAAGCCGAAGCCAGGCAUCUCGCAAGUUCUCCUUGGAAUUGGUAGUGAUGAUGGGCGCGAGCCUCAGAAGGUUGCGGUUGACCUGCUUCGUGACUUGGCCUAUCUCUUCAAGCAUUCGUCUCUCAAGAUCAAGAUGGCCAAGACAUUUGCUUCAGAGGACGAAGAGGCUAUCAGACAGCUCCGGACCAUUUUCUCUCAAAUCCUGGAACAGGUCUUGACGAUUUGUGAUUCCGUGCAGAGCAUGAAGCUCGUCAGCCAGGCGAACGGUGACGUUCUGGCCGCGUUGUUCGGCACGCUGACACUGGGCGACUUCCUCGACACCAUCGAAGUGCUGCUUCAGCGCCCCAACGAUGAGCUCCGUCGGAAAGUCCUCCGGCUCCUCGAGGGACGCCUUCGCCAGAACCCAGAACGCGACAGCCCCUCUCAGAUCCGGGUGCUUGACUUCUUGCCUACUCUUGUUGACAUUGUCCGCAACUCGACAGAUUAUCUGCUCAAGCACGCCGCGGUUGCCUGUAUCGAUCGCAUCGCCGAGAAGUACGGCAAGAAGGACCCAUCAAGAGUUAUCGGUGCUGCCCAGGUCGUGGCUAGCGAGGCCUGCAUUGGCCAGACGGACGACCGUAUUCGUAUCAUGGGUGUCUUGUGUCUUGCAUCCAUGGCUGAGACCCUUGGCCAAGUUAUGAUUCCAGCACUUCCAGAGGCGCUCAGCCGCUCCCUGGCUCUGCUUGAACUGAGCUUGGAGGAGGGCAAGGAGAAUUCCCGGUUACACGACGCCAUCUUCUCGUUGUUCUCGGCGCUCUUUGUUCAUAUUCCGUAUAUGAUCUCUGGCCCUCAUCUUGAUAAGAUCCUUCUUCUCUCUUUCAAGUCAGCCAACGCUGAAGACUGCGAAGAUGAGAGCCGACAAGAAGCGCUGAAGAUGAUGGCUCGAAAGGUUGACAUGGCUGCGACGCUGGGAGCGGUUGAUCGCAACUGGCAGUACGCCGUGCAGGCGGGGCCGGUCGCCGCGAAGGAGACGCUGGAGGUGGUCAGUCUUGCCGUGGAGAAGCAUCCGAAAUCCGCGACUGGCAAGAAUAUCGGGGUCUUGUCGAGCAUACUGUUCAAAGCAUUCGAUCUGCGCCGGGAGCAGCUUGCACUGGGAGCGAACGCCACAUUCGAGGCGGCUGACGUGGAUGAAAUCGAAGAUGCCCUCAACGACGUCACGAUCAAGAUGAUCUACAAGCUGAACGACAGCGCCUUCCGUCCUAUCUUCACGAAGAUGCUGGAUUGGGCCACGUCCGGUCUACCAAAGAAAGACACCCAGGGCAGCUGGGCCCGGCUUACGACGUUCUACAAGUUCUUGCAAGUCUUCUUUGGAACUCUUCAGUCAAUCGUCACUGGUUAUGCCAGCUAUAUUAUCGAAAGCGUGGUUUCCGUCCUCAGAAAGGCCAGCCCGGCCGACAAGAGUACCAAGGCUCUGUGGCUGGCCACAAUGCGCCUGCUCCGCAAUGCCUUUGAGCACGAUCAAGACGAGUUCUGGCAAUCACCCUCACACCUGAACCAAAUCUCCACACCCCUCAUCAACCAACUCGCACACGCCACGAAUUCAUCCACGGCAGCCACCGUGAUCGCCGAGGCCGUGCCGGCCAUCACCGAGCUCGCCGUCGCCGCCGACUCAACAGACAACCACAAGGAACUCAACACGGCACUCAUGAAGUUCCUCCGUCCGUCUGCAGGCCCGAACGGCAAACCCGCCGGAGGCGAGAACCCACACACGCGCCUCGCAGCCCUCAAGGCCGAGCAAUCGCUCACCGAGCAGCUGGGCGAGGAGUGGCUUGCCCUUCUGCCUGAGAUGCUGCCGUAUAUCAGCGAGCUGAUGGAGGAUGAGGACGAGAACGUCGAGCGCGAAGUCCGCAAGUGGGUUAAGCAGAUUGAGAACGUCCUGGGCGAGAAGUUGGAUGAUAUGUUGAUGUAG